AUGGGCCGUCGUCAGCGAGCCCCCCCCCCCAGCGGAUGUACUUCCCUCCUUUCUCCCCUCCACACCAGCAGGUUCUCCUUCUUCAACCUCACCCACCCCCGUACUCUCCAAAGCCUUCCACCAUCGAGCCCGUCCCACGACUCUUCCUCCAUCACUCACGCAAACUUUUCCCGAAACGUGAGCCUCGACCGCCGCUGCCCCCCGUCUCCUUUCGACCUUCCUGCUAAAUUUCGUCCCCAACCAGCCGUCAACCGCACUCAACAGCCAUGGAGGGUACGUUCCGUGCCCGUGACACCGCACCUGCAUCCCCUUCCCCCCCAUGCCGCGCGUCCGACCGUCGUCGGAUCCAUGGCCUUUCCGUUGCUGAUCCAUCUCGUGGCCGCAGAAGAAGUUGCCGCCCUCGUCAUCGACAAUGGUUCGGGCAUGUGCAAGGCCGGCUUCGCCGGUGAUGACGCCCCCCGAGCUGUUUUCCCUUCCAUCGUCGGUCGCCCUCGUCACCAUGGCAUCAUGAUCGGCAUGGGCCAAAAAGACUCGUACGUCGGCGACGAGGCCCAGUCGAAGCGAGGCAUCCUCACCCUCCGAUACCCCAUCGAGCACGGUGUCGUCACCAACUGGGACGACAUGGAGAAGAUCUGGCACCACACCUUCUACAACGAGCUGCGCGUCGCUCCCGAGGAGCACCCCGUCCUCCUCACCGAGGCGCCCAUCAACCCCAAGUCCAACCGUGAGAAGAUGACGCAGAUCGUCUUCGAGACGUUCAACGCGCCCGCCUUCUACGUCUCCAUCCAGGCCGUCCUGUCCCUGUACGCCUCGGGCCGCACGACGGGUAUCGUCCUCGACUCCGGCGACGGCGUCACCCACGUCGUCCCCAUCUACGAGGGUUUCGCCCUGCCCCACGCCAUUGCCCGCGUUGACAUGGCCGGCCGCGAUCUCACCGACUACCUCAUGAAGAUCCUCGCCGAGCGCGGCUACACCUUCUCCACCACGGCCGAGCGAGAAAUCGUCCGAGACAUCAAGGAGAAGCUCUGCUACGUCGCCCUCGACUUUGAGCAGGAGAUCCAGACGGCCGCUCAGAGCUCGAGCCUCGAGAAGUCGUACGAGCUUCCCGACGGCCAGGUCAUCACCAUCGGCAACGAGCGAUUCCGCGCCCCCGAGGCUCUCUUCCAGCCCUCGGUCCUGGGCCUCGAGAGCGGCGGCAUCCACGUGACGACGUACAACUCCAUCAUCAAGUGCGACGUCGACGUCCGAAAGGAUCUCUACGGCAACAUCGUCAUGUCUGGUGGCACCACCAUGUACCCCGGUCUCUCGGACCGUAUGCAGAAGGAGAUCACCUCGCUGGCCCCCUCGUCGAUGAAGAUCAAGAUCAUCGCCCCUCCCGAGCGAAAGUACUCGGUCUGGAUCGGUGGUUCCAUCCUGGCCUCGCUGUCCACCUUCCAGCAAAUGUGGAUCUCCAAGCAGGAGUACGACGAGAGCGGCCCCUCGAUCGUCCACCGCAAGUGCUUCUAA
Drechmeria coniospora is the source of this 1506-nucleotide messenger RNA. Its product is annotated as actin. The coding region runs from base 1 to 1506 and encodes 501 amino acids. NCBI's taxonomy places the organism in Eukaryota, Fungi, Ascomycota, Sordariomycetes, Hypocreales, Ophiocordycipitaceae. The transcript has 5 exons. The record is from RefSeq and is a predicted model, not a curated record.